CUGAUUUGGACCCUUGAUCCAACCUCUGACAGAGCAAUUGUUACAAUUCUCUGGCAAGACCAUGAGGCAUCCGUUCAACUAUUUUGUUUGUCUGACGAAAAACCUCAGCUUUUGCGCGACAAUUGACUCUCUUCCCGGGCUACACAGGUUGUCCCAUGUUCAUCGGGCUUGGUCAGUUAUGAAUUAUGGAUUCCUCGGCAUUCACCACACUCACAACCACCGAGAUCGUGCAGCCAUCGUGGGGGGAGCUAGCGGUGGCUAGAUAUGAAAAUUGCCUCGUUUUUAGCCAACCUCCUGUCACCAAACUUCCCCUCAGAUGAAUCGGCAGCCAUGAUCAGCAACAGCCAAUGAUGAGGGCCAAUGGCUCCGCAGUCGAGGUAAGACAUGCCGCCAUCACCGACUAUCUUCUGCGAGAGGCAGCACGCACACACAGCACAUUCGGCCUAUGGCAACCACGAGUUACCCGAAUGGCGGUGUCUGAGGGAGCUUCUUGAUACACAGCACACAGCACCCCAGACCUUUUUGAACAACUGUAUUACCAUUGACAACAACAAACCCCUUUUUGGAGUCUCUGUGCUGGCUUCCGAGAUGCAGAAAGGGGCUUCGCUUGCGCAGUGUCGGUCCACAUGUUUACCACCUGGCACGUGUGUCGGUUGAUAAAUUGCGAUGGGGAGGCAGGGGAGCCGACAUUGCACUGCGACGGUCAAGGAAUGACGAGUUAUUUCACGGCGCACGAGCCAGCUGGAAUCACAAGUGACAGCAUCAUCGUUGUGGCUGUUCGAGACAUUCUCCAACCGCUUCGUCUGCCGACAGCUUCAACGGACUGGGUUCCGGGUAUUCGGAUCUUGAUAGGGAAGAAAAAAAAAAAAUAAAGACGGGAACAGCGGAAGCACGGGCUCGCCGGUGUUCUUCCCGCUGGCUCCUGCGUGUGGGUUCGUAGUCGAGAGAUUUUCGGCAGGGAUCUAUACUUUUAGCGCCUACCCGAAGUGACGGGGCGGCCUCAGGGCCAAGGUCGACUUAUGAUGCAAUGUGGUAUCAAGUAUCAAGCUGCAGAUUCCAAGAAGACCUGUUGUCGUGCGACACAGCAGCUACGGCGACGUACACUGUAGCAGUCCAGAGCACACCGGAACAAGGCACAAGCAAGAAACAUUGCCAUGACUGUGCCAAGGUGACGCGAUAGCAGCUUCGCACUCUCUAGCUCAAGGGCCGACCGAUGAACAAGCCACCUCUGCACCCCUCAGCUGGGCUGGGAAUCUGGGAAAACCCUCUCAGUGCAGGAUUCGUAAUUCGGAAUUGCGCCAGCCAAUUCGCGCUCUCCAAAGCCCACGAUAGCUUGCCUUUUGGGACCAGCCAAGACCCAAAUUGCACCACCAAUCCCCGCCCGGCCUGGCCCAUCCUUGCCAAGGCCCCACGCAGCUUUUGGACAGCUCCUCCACUUCCAGUUUGAGAGACCUCCACGCCAGGUUGUGGCUUCGCUGUGCUGCUGUUGCUCAAUUUCAUUUUCCCCUUCCUGGUUUCCCCCCCCUCCUCUCCUUGAGCAACUCUCUAAAGCCUCUUAUCCGGUGGUUCGUAGACCCAACUUCUGCGAUUCCAGCCACAUCUUUUUUCUUUUCUUCGAGUCUUGUUCUUGGAUAUCCAUUACCUUAGUAGCCUUCUUCUACACACUAGCAUUUGCGAGCUUCCAGGUCGCUUGUGCCGCAAUCCGCCCGCCCACUGACGGAGCUCCCCCGGUUCUGUCUCUGGCAGCCAACCCGACAACAGACACUCGGAAUAUCGGCCUAGGCCAACCGACAUUGCCUCUUCCUCGCCAUUGAACCAAUUGACCAACGCAAGCGUGGCUGCUGAAGCAGCGUGUACACAGAGACGACCAUGGCGACGGCGGUUGCUGCCGCGGAGCUUAAGCAGCAGGGAGCUAUCGAGGCUGCUCAGGAUCCAGACAGCAAGGUCACCGCUGAUGACGCCCAACAAAAGAUUGUCGAGGAAAGUCGACGAGCUGGCGUGACGGCCUUCACAUUCAACCCUGACGCCAGCCCGGAGGAGAAGAAGGCGCAAGCUCAAGCUGCUAUACCAGAAGGUUUCCACCGAAACCCAGGUGGUGUCGCCAUCGCAUCGGAUCUUGAUACUGACAGCAAGUCUGUCAUCGACCUUCCCACACCGUCCAAGGCUGGCGCACUCGAGGUGGUCAAGGCCGAAAAUGGCAAGGUCAUUGUCGGUGGUCAUGUUGAGGAGGACGAAGACGACUGGUGGGAGAAGACCGGUUGGGAACCCAGGUUUGGGUGGCCGGCUGAGUCGAGUCUCGAGGGUGAGAGCAUGCUCGACCAUCAGACAUUACUAGAGACUCAGAUUCCCGAGAAGUUCUUUGGAGACUGGUAUCACAACGCCGCUGUCAUUGCUUUUGCCUGCUUGUCUUCGUGGCUGGUGGCUGUUCUUGGUGGUGGUCUCGCCUGGGUAUUCAUCAUUGGCGCAGCUUGCUCAACUUAUUACCGCACCUCUCUGCGCCGCGUGCGCCGGAAUUUCAGGGACGACAUCACUCGUGAACUUGCGCUCAAGAAGCUCGAAACCGAUAACGAAUCUGUCGAAUGGAUUAACUCUUUCUUGGUCAAGUUCUGGCCCAUCUACCAGCCAGUCCUUGCCCAGACCGUUAUCAGUUCUGUCGAUCAAGUUCUCAGCAAUGCGACCCCUGCCUUUUUGGACAGCUUGAAGCUCAAGACUUUUACCUUGGGUUCGAAGCCGCCGAGAAUGGAACAUGUGAAGACGUACCCCAAGGCCGAGGAUGAUAUUAUUAUUAUGGACUGGAUGUUCAGCUUCACCCCCAACGAUACCGCCGAUAUGACUUCCCGCCAGCUCAAGAACAAGGUGAACCCCAAGGUUGUGCUUGAGAUCAGAAUCGGAAAGGCCAUGGUCAGCAAGGGUUUGGAUGUUAUUGUCGAGGACAUGGCUUUCAGCGGUUUGAUGCGUCUCAAGAUCAAGCUGCAGAUCCCUUUCCCCCACGUCGAGAAGAUUGAGAUGUCUUUCCUGGAGAGGCCGACCAUCGAUUACGUCUGCAAGCCUCUUGGUGGUGAGACGUUUGGUUUCGACAUCAACUUCAUUCCCGGUUUGGAGACCUUCAUUAUGGAGCAGAUCCACGGCACUCUUGCCCCGAUGAUGUAUGCGCCCAAUGUUUUCCCCAUCGAAGUCGCCAAGAUGCUCGCCGGUACUCCUGUUGAUCAGGCCAUCGGUGUUCUCGCUGUUACUCUUCACGGUGCUCAAGGCCUCAAGAACACCGACAAGUUUGCCGGUACCCCUGAUCCCUAUGUUCAGCUCUCUUUGAACAGGAGACAGGUGCUCGCCCAGACCAAGGUUAUCAAGGAGAACGCCAGCCCCCGCUGGAACGAGACUCACUACAUCAUUAUCACUUCUUUCAAUGACUCGCUCGAUUUUGACAUCUUUGAUUUCAACGAUUUCCGCAAGGACAAGAGGAUUGCCCAGGUUUCUUUCCCUCUCGAGAACGUCGAGGAGGUUUGGGAGCACGAGAACGAAAGAUUGGAACUCACCAACGAUGGCAAGGCAAGAGGGGUUUUGUUUUCCGAUAUCCGGUUCUUCCCUGUCUUGGAGCCUAAGAAGCUCGAGGACGGUAGCCUGGAGCCGGCUCCCGAGUCUAACCAGGGUAUCUUGCGCUUCACGGUUGAGCAGGCCAAGGAACUUGAUGGUGGCAAGAGCAUGAUCGGCCAACUCAACCCCUACGCGACUCUCACAUUGAAUGGAAAGGCGGUCCAUACUACCAAGAAGCUGAAGCGCACCAACAACCCUGUUUGGGGCGAAAAUGGCUCCAAGGAAUUCCUCAUCACUGACAAAGCGCAUGCCAAGCUUGGUGUUGUUAUCAAGGAUGACCGUGACAUUGCCGGAGAUCAGACUGUUGGAAACUACCAGAUCAAGCUGGAAGACAUGCUCGAACUGAUGGCAAAGGGACAGGAUUGGUACAAUCUUGCUGGCACAAAGACUGGCCGUGUCAAGAUGCAGGCUCAAUGGAGGCCGGUGGCCAUCUCGGGUAUUGCGACUGGCAGUGGCGGCUACGUAACACCCAUUGGUGUUUUGCGCCUUCACUUCAAGCAUGCCAGGAACCUUCGUAAUGUCGAGGCUCUUGGCAAGUCUGACCCGUACGUGCGCGUGGUCAUGUCGGGCAUAGAGAAGGCCCGUACUGUCACGUUCAAGAACAACCUUAAUCCCGACUUCGACGAGGUUCUCUACAUCCCCGUACACUCGGCGAGAGAGCGCCUCCAGCUUGAGGUCAUGGACUCUGAGAACGUGGGCAAAGACCGCAGCCUUGGCCUGACGGAGAUCUCCUCCGGUGACUACAUGGUUCAGGGUGAGCUUGGCGAGUGGCUUGUUCACGACGAGAAGAAGGAGCACGAGGAUGGCCUGCGUAUCCACAACAAGGGCACACCCAAGGGCACCCUUACUUACACUGUCGCCUUCUAUCCUACUCUCAACAUUGCCGAUCCCGAGGAAGAGGCUGAGAAGGAGAAGAAGAGGCUUGAGGAGGAAAAGGAAGCAGCAGAUGAGGAGAAGGAAGAAGGAAAGGAAUCCGAUGCCUCGUCUGGCUUGGAUGUUCCUCGCUCUACCGAGGCCGGCAAGUUCUCGGCUGACCUUAAGGAGCCAGCGACGCCUCUCACGCCCAAGACCCCCGGUACUCCCCUCUCGGCGACAUUCUCCUCCCGGAGAUCGCAUGAGAACAGAGAGCCCCCCAAGGUCUACCUUACACCCCAGGAGCUGCUCAAGAAGGAGUCUGGUCUUAUCAUAUUCAAGCUCAUGGAGGCCGAUUUGCCCAAGAGUCAGACCCGCAUCGAGGUCUUUGUAGACGACAUGGCCUUCCCUUCGUAUACCUCUUCGGUUGCCAAGAAGUCAAAGACGACUUUUGACGAGAUUGGCGACUGCUUCAUUCGUGAACUGGAGUUCUCCAAGUUGACCAUCAAGGUGUCGGAGAAGACGGACAGCAAGGAGGGCAAAAAGGAACGAGUCCUGGCCCGUCUUACCGGAAAUACUCUUGAUACGCUCAAGCAAUGCUUGAACAACCCAACGGUGCUCAAGCUGAAGGAUGAUGAUGGAAACGUGUAUUCCAUCCAGGUCAGCCUCAAGUAUGUUCCAGUGCAGAUGACACUCGACCCCAGCGAGAGUAUCAAUAACAUGGGUAAUCUCCGGGUCGAUGUGUUGGACGCCCAGAACCUGCCAUCUGCCGACUCCAACGGCAAGAGCGACCCUUAUUGCAAGUUUGAGCUCAACGGCGUGGAAGUGUUCAAGACCAAGACGGUCAAGAAGACGCUCAAUCCCGAGUGGAAGGAGUUCUUCACGAUUCCAAUCCCCUCGAGAACGGCGGCCAAGUUCAAGGCGACUGUUUGGGAUUGGGAUUUCGCUGACAAGCCUGACUUCCUCGGCGCUGCUGACAUUAACCUUGAGCAGCUCGAGCCAUUCAGGGGCCAGCAGUUCACUUACACCCUGGACGGAAAGUCGGGCACCCUGCGGCUCCGUCUGCUCUUCACGCCAGACUACGUCACCAGGACAAGACAGGGCACUUCAACCCUCACUGGUACCUUCUCGGUGCCAGGCAGAAUCGUUACUGGUGUGGCUGGCGUGCCUCUCAAGGGCGGUGCCGCUGUGGGCCAUGGUGUUGCCAAGGGUGCCUCUUUCUUGAAGCGCGGAUUCCGCAGUGCUACGGGCAGAAGGGAUGAUGAUGAAGAGUCUGUCAGCUCGGCCGACAUUCCCAUCAUCACUACCAAUGGCCCCGACUCAGGGCCCGGCGGCGGACUGAAGAGAUCAGGCGGUCUUUCAUUCCCCGAGGCUAUCCCAGAGGCACCACCAAGCCCUCCUGGUGACAAGACUGCCGGUCUUGCCAACGGCGCGGGCGGUCUCACCCUUCAUCACACAAGAACCAGGAGUGUAGGUGCCUCUUCGGUGCACAGUGCCAUUUACCCUGGAGCGUCUUCUGGCACUGCCACCUUCAAUGUCGUUUCCGCCACCGGCUUCCCUCCGUCGGCGGAUGUCUACGUCAUCAUCACGCAGACCAAGGACGGCAAGACCAAGCAGGUCGGCAAAACCAAGCAUCGCAAGUCGUCUAGUGGCACGAUCAAGUUCGAUGAGACGUUCAAGAUUCAGUGCACUCCAGACGCUCAGUUCAAGGUAGAGGCCAAGGAGCACCACACCUUCGGUAGCGACGACCCGCUUGGCGAGACUCUCUACUUUGUGGAUGAGACCAACUCUGGUCAGGAGAAGCAGCUGUCGAUUGGUUCUGGGUCUGUCUGGAUCAGGAGCUCAUUCGUUCCGACUGAGGAGAAGGGUCUGCCAGACAGCCCCAAGUCUACGUCGGGGAUCAGGAGGAGUUUUCUGAGCAAAAAGGACCUGAAGGUGCCGGGCUCUUCGGGGUCAUGACUAGAUGGCAGUCGCAGUGUUCGUCGCAAGUUUUCAUGGGGAAGGAGUAAGAAGGACAAGGGCAAGGGCAAAGGGUAAUUGAUUAGGGUUUUUUUUUUGGGUGGAAAUGGCAUUCAUAUGGAGUCUGAGGCGAGAAGGGAGGAGGGUUGGGGUUAAUAACUAACUGUUAGUCCUGGAUUGGGGGUUUAUUUUUGUUUCUACUGUUUAUUGUUUGUGUCAUGGUCAUGGCAUUGUUGCUAUUAAUUGCGUGAUUGAUGGUGGUAGUGGUGGUUUUUAUGAUACCUGUUUUUGUUACUGGUAGUUUUAUCGGUGCUGUUGAAAUGAAAAGUACUUUUAUGAAUAUUGGAGGAUAUGUGAUAUUAAAUCGAUGGAGACCUACC
Molecule: messenger RNA, 6782 nt
Organism: Podospora pseudocomata
Lineage: Eukaryota; Fungi; Ascomycota; Sordariomycetes; Sordariales; Podosporaceae
Gene: TCB2
Product: Tricalbin-2
Exons: 5
Coding region: 1870-6402 (1510 amino acids)
Molecular function (GO): lipid binding
Source: RefSeq, a predicted model, not a curated record